Messenger RNA from Meriones unguiculatus (Mongolian gerbil), 1280 nucleotides. It is a transcript of the gene Gpx7, whose product is annotated as glutathione peroxidase 7. The transcript has 3 exons. Gene Ontology annotation, molecular function: glutathione peroxidase activity. The record is from RefSeq and is a predicted model, not a curated record. Gene Ontology annotation, biological process: response to oxidative stress. Bases 287 to 850 code for a protein of 187 amino acids. Lineage: Eukaryota; Metazoa; Chordata; Mammalia; Rodentia; Muridae.
AGUCUUCCUGCAGAGUCCAAAAAGCAGCACACUCGGGCCUUCCUCGCCUUCUCUGACCGCUCUCCCUUGGACCCAAGAAAAACGGGAUCCUGGGAACUGAAGCUGCCCAGCGCAGAACAACUAGGGAAACCGAGGUCCCGAGCUAGGACUCUGAGCUUGCAGAGGCCACAGCGAAGGGGCGCGUCCUGCCCAGCGGGCCGCCUCCUCCCGCCCCCCACACCCCCCACGCCGGGGUCCCGUCCGCCUCGUCUUUGCCCUCGCCAAGUCGCCACCUCCGAAGUGAGCCAUGGUUUCGGCUACGGCGGCGGCGGCGUGGCUGCUCCUGUGGGCCGCGGCCUGCGCGCGAUCCGAGCAGGACUUUUACGACUUCAAGGUGGUCAACAUCCGGGGCAAGCUGGUGUCGCUGGAGAAGUACCGCGGCUCGGUUUCCCUGGUGGUGAACGUAGCUAGCGAGUGUGGCUUCACAGACCAGAACUACAAAGCCUUGCAGCAGCUUCAGCGCGACCUGGGCCCCCACCAUUUCAACGUGCUCGCCUUCCCUUGCAACCAGUUCGGCCAGCAAGAACCAGACACCAACAGGGAGAUCGAGAUCUUUGCCCGCCGCACCUACAGUGUCUCUUUCCCCAUGUUUAGCAAGAUCGCUGUAACUGGCACCGGUGCCCACCCUGCCUUCAAAUACCUCACCCACUCUUCCGGGAAGGAGCCCACCUGGAACUUCUGGAAAUACCUCGUGGACCCAGAUGGAAAGGUGGUGGACGCGUGGGAUCCCACCGUGCCGAUGGAGAAGAUCAAGCCCCACAUUACCGAGCAGGUGAAGAGGCUCAUCCUUCGGAAACGGGAAGACCUCUGACUGGCUUCCCCACUACUCCCAGCCCUCAGCAAACUCAAGUGGUGCUUCACGGGCAGGCGGCCAACGCUUCUCUUCCCUUCACUCGAGUAGAGGAAGAAGGCUGAGACCCGGGUGAUUUGAAUCCAAAAGCAAAGAACAGGACUCCUGGCCAAUGACAGUGCUUAACAGCGAAUCGCCAGCCAGUAGGCCUCGAGCCAAAGGAAACAUGGCAAGGCUAUGAAGAAAACGUGUAGAUGGAUUUGAAGCAGUCUACCUGGCCAGGCCUCUGCCCAAGGUGCCAAGCCUUACCUCACUGGGAGGCUGUGAAGAUUAGCAUCUGAUACCUGUGAACGCGCCUGGGGCAGUGCUAGCCAAAGAGGAGCACUCAGCACGGUCCUCCGAAUAGAAACAAAACAUUACUUGUGAUAAUAAAGCUUGAGCUCAACAUGAA